This is a messenger RNA of Acanthochromis polyacanthus (spiny chromis), 3311 nucleotides long. RefSeq lists its product as uncharacterized. Gene Ontology annotation, molecular function: protein binding. The record is from RefSeq and is a predicted model, not a curated record. NCBI's taxonomy places the organism in Eukaryota, Metazoa, Chordata, Actinopteri, Pomacentridae. The coding region runs from base 38 to 2524 and encodes 828 amino acids. The transcript is spliced from 9 exons.
AGUUCAGAAUAAGUUACCUCUUGAUGAAACAACCAGGAUGUUUGUGAAUCUGUUCUGUGCAGCAGCAGAGAGAGAACAGCAGACAGGAGAGAAGAUACUGGAGCUGUUAUCAUCAGUGUGCAGAUAUGAAGGAUUUCCUUCAUAUUACAUGGAUGGAAAAUCUCAGAGUGAUUUCCUGCUGGAUCUGUUCUCCCAUGUGAAGGACUAUGAGAGUAAAACAGGUCUGAGAGUCCUUCCAUCAUUACAGUCAGUUUUCCAGUCAGCUCCUGCAGUCUGGUCCAUAAAGCUCUCAGAGAGAAAGACCUCCGUCCUCCUGGAAGUGCUGAAACUCCAAUCAGAGAAGAAACCAGUGUAUCUGACAGGCUGGUCACAUGAAGAGAGUGAAGUGAGGAGUUUCCUGCAGUGUCUGCCUUAUAUCUCACAGCUCAGUGUUGAGCGGUUACCUCUUGAUGAAACAACCAGGAUGUUUGUGAAUCUGUUCUGUGCAGCAGCAGAGAGAGAACAGCAGACAGGAGAGAAGAUACUGGAGCUGUUAUCAUCAGUGUGCAGAUAUGAAGACUUUCCUUUAGGAUACAUGUAUGGUGAUGAAGGCUUUCAAUAUCAGAGUGAUUUCCUGCUGGAUCUGUUCUCCCAUGUGAAGGACUAUGAGACUAAAACAGGUCUGAGAGUCCUUCCAUCAUUACAGUCAGUUUUCCAGUCAGCUCCUGCAGUCUGGUCCAUAAAGCUCUCAGAGAGAAAGACCUCCAUCCUCCUGGAAGUGCUGAAACUCCAAUCAGAGAAGAAACCAGUGGAGCUGACAGGCUGGUCACAUGAAGAGAGUGAAGUGAGGAGUUUCCUGCAGUGUCUGCCUUAUAUCUCACAGCUCAGUGUUCAGUGGUUAUCUCUUGAUGAAACAACCAGGAUGUUUGUGAAUCUGUUCUGUGCAGCAGCAGAGAGAGAACAGCAGACAGGAGAGAAGAUACUGGAGCAGUUAUCAUCAGUGUUCACAAAUGAAACAUGUCCUCACAUAUACAGCUGUGGUAAAUAUCAGACUGGUUUCCUGCUGGAUCUGUUCUCCCUUGUGAAGGACUAUGAGACUAAAACAGGUCUGAGAGUCCUUCCAUCAUUACAGUCAGUUUUCCAGUCAGCUCCUGCAGUCUGGUCCAUAAAGCUCUCAGAGAGAAAGACCUCCAUCCUCCUGGAAGUGCUGAAACUCCAAUCAGAGAAGAAACCAGUGGAGCUGACAGGCUGGUCACAUGAAGAGAGUGAAGUGAGGAGUUUCCUGCAGUGUCUGCCUUAUAUCUCACAGCUCAGACUGAGUGAAGAUCAUGUCCAGCAGCUGCUGGUCCUGGUCCAUGAAGUCCAGGACCAGGUCUUGACAUUGUCUUUGUUGAAUGUGGUUUCUGGAGACCUGACCUCCUACAGCCUGAACUGGGAGCUUCUUCACUAUCUGCUGCAGCAGUGUCCAGCUCAGACCAUCACUGUGAACCUGAGGAAGAACCGCUUCUUACAGGAGAGCGCCGCUCGUCUGCUUCCCUUUCUGGGCAGGAUUGUGAUUAAAAGGCCCACUCCCAGCUUGGUGAUGACUUCCAUCAGAGAGCUGUACAGAGCUCACGCCAGUCACAUGGUCCCCAGUUUGCUGAGGUCACUGGAUCAUGUGAUCAACCUGAGCUGCAGAGAGCUGGACUCAGUGGACUCUGCUGCUCUGCUCUUCACCCUCAGACACAGUGACGGAGUUAAAGUGAACCUCCGGUGGGCCUCCAUCCCAGCAGAGGGAACACGGUCCAUCCUCUCUGCGCUGGACAGAGUUUCUGAGCUCAGUGUGGACAGGAAUCAGCUGCUGAGGUUCAUCCACUGCUGUGCUGCCUCUGACGCCCAGCAGGAGGCAGCGUCCGGCCUGCUGAGGACUCUGCAGCACCGCUUGGAUCUGUCCUGCCAGUCCUGUGUGGAUCUACAAGAGGAGGAUCAGACUGAGCCUCUGAGUCUGACUGCUGAUGACUGCAGGGCCGCAUCCAUCGUCCUGAAACACUGCAGCCCGGACACUCAGCUCCACCUGCAGGACUGUGAGGUGGAGGACGGAGGACUGGACCUGCUGUUUUCUGUCCUGGACAGGGUCCGCCUCAGAGUCAGUAAAAGUGUCCUCCUCCAGCUGCUGUCCCUGCUUCCUGUCCACUCUGAGAGGGACACAGUGAGACGGGCCGAGUCCCUGUGUGGAGCUCUGGGUGGAGAGCUGGACCUCAGUCACAGCACACUGGACCAGAGGGUCUGUGGAGGUCUGGUCCAGAUGCUGGACUCCUGUGAAGGACUGACUGAGCUGGACCUCAGUCACUGUCAGCUCAGCGACCAGCUGCUGCUGCCCCUCAUCACACAUCUGCACAAAGUCCAGGUCCUGGAUCUGAGCCACAAUCAGAUCACAGACGCCUCCACAGAUGUUCUCCUCCAGCUGAUCUCCAUCCACUCCUCCAUCCACACUGUGCGACUCUUCAGCAACGACAUCGUGGACAGAAGACCCUUUGAGAAGCACAAGCAGUUUGAAAUGUGGUGAAGCAGUCAGGAGGUCAUGUGAUCAUCAGGGAGGAACUGUUGGAUGUCGUCAUUAAAAGCCUUUUCUCCUCAUGAUGAGAUGAAAACAUGGAGUUCAUUCUGGUCAUCAGUAGUGUGUGAUGUAGAGACUUUAGUUGAAACAAGCUUUGAUUUUGACCACAUUAGAUUCUCUUGUUUUUUACAAUCAAUAAGACGACACUUUAUCUGGAGGUAAAGAGCAGCCAGCAGUGUUUUCUAAAACUUGUUUGACAUUAUUAGUUAGUGGAGCUCAUAUUUCUGUUUGCUACCAUGUAAGGAUGGUCUUAAAAUUAUUAUUUUAUUGUGACAAAACACAGACUGUAACUGUCAGUGUUGUGAACAGGCUGAAGUGAUCUUUUUCUCCUGCUGUGAUAACUGUAUUUAUUCUGGGAGCACAACCACCAAACAUUCAUAUAUUCAGGUCCAGCCCUAGUUGUGAUGUUAUUUUCUAUCUAUGUGCCAUUUGGAGGGAAGUGAAGUACAGUAUAUUUUGUAUGUUUUGUCAGUGGAAGUAGUUUUCACUGAUCAAACAUAAAAGCGUUCCCUUACUACAAGUAUUUGGUUCAAAAGCUUUAUGUUGUGAAAAAAAAGAGAUUUGGAAAUUUGUGUUUCUUGUGCCUUAACUUGUCAUUUUGUAAAGAUGUUGUUUAUUUUUGCUAUUUUUUAUUUUAUUAUUUGGAUGUACCAGAGUCUGCACAUUAUCUUACAUUUUUGCCUGUCUGAUCACAUCAUUUCUAAGAAAUAAAUCGGACAUUACAGUCAAACAGUUA